This is a messenger RNA of Drosophila melanogaster (fruit fly), 7375 nucleotides long. RefSeq lists its product as uncharacterized. Gene Ontology annotation, biological process: proteolysis. The record is from RefSeq and is marked reviewed. The transcript is spliced from 10 exons. The coding region runs from base 500 to 3409 and encodes 969 amino acids. NCBI's taxonomy places the organism in Eukaryota, Metazoa, Arthropoda, Insecta, Diptera, Drosophilidae.
CUGAAGUCGCACCGCUGAAGUCGCACGGAAAACGCGCGAGCGGAAAUCGCGUUGCGUCGUUCGUCCUCGUUGCUCCUUUUUGAAUCCUGGCGCAUCUCGUCGGCGAUCGUCGUUUACCCAUUUGAAAUCUCCCCCUCUCUGCGCGACCAUUUGUAUUUCAUGUAAAAAAAAGUGAAAAAAAAACAAGAAAACUAAAACGUGGAUUAAUCAGGCAUACCCCAUAAAUAUUUUCUUUUUUUUUUCGGUGUUAUAAGGCAGUAAAAACGGGAAUUCUAGUGCAAAACGAACUCAAAUUACACAUAAAUUUCAAUUGGCAAAGUCGAAGUGAAGGCCGGCCUCAGGAUUUAUCGCCCGACGAUAAUAAUUAAGGCGGCCAGCCGAACGUAGAUACACUACGGCCCACAAAUAGAGCAGCCCCGAACCGCAGAUACUAACCGUUGGAGCAGCAGAAGCAAAACGAGAUACAUAUCCAGAUACAGAUACAAGAAGAAAAGCCAGUAUGAAUGCCGCACAGAGCGGCGGCCACACGGGUGGCGGUGGUUCCAUGGGCAAGAAGGGCUCCCAAAUGGAGGAACUGGUGGCCAUUUCCCCGGAACGCCGCAACUGGCGUGGCAUCUUCAUCGCCCUGCUGGUCAUCGCUGCCGUUUUUAGCCUGAUCAUAUUCUCGAUCUUCCUGCUGUCGCCGGAGGAUGAGGGUCUACGGAUCCGGGGUCGCCGGAUGCUGCCCAGCGACAUUCUGGGCAGAAGCCUCCAGUGGAAGCCCUUCAACGGCACCUGGAGCAAUGGUCGUGAGCUCAUUUAUCGCGACCCAACGGGCGGCCUCUCCAUUCUCAAUAUGGCCGAUCUUACCACACGCAUCCUAAUGACCAAUUCAACAUUCCGCCAACUGAAUGCGGAAUCAUUUCUAGUCGCACCUGACCAGAAAUACGUACUACUGCAGUCGGACUCAAAUGCCGAGGGCUCCAGACAUCACGUAUACGAGGUGCAGACGGCGAACACAUUUCCGUUGGGCCCAACGGAGAACAUAGCGGAGGCGCCACGCCUCCAGCACGUGGUGUGGGCGCCAGCGAAUCCGCCGCCACCGCUUGGAGCACCACCACCCAGUGGUGCCAGUGGCGCAAGUGGUGCCAGCGGCGCUAGCACCACGACAAUGGCCCCUUUGCCCAGUGGCAGCAUAAUCCUAAACAGCCUGGCUGGCGCUGCCAAUGGACCAGCAUCCGCCGGAGCCUCCGGCUCCUCCGCACCAAAUCCGAAUGGCAAGGCCGGUGGUUACAAUUUAAACCAAGCCAUCGCCUUUGUCCACCACAACGACAUCUACUACAAGCCCAAGGUGCAGGGCGAACUUGUGUGCCGGAUAACACAGACGGGAUCGGGUUCGCUGGAAGGCGAAUCCACAGGUGUGGUGUUCAAUGGGGUGCCCGAUUGGAUGUAUGAGAAUGUGCCGGAGCUGGAGAGCCGCCGGAGCAGCAUGGAGUUCUCGCCGGACGGACUCUUUUUGGCCUUCCUCAGCUACAAUGACAGCGAGGUCAACGAGUAUAAAUAUACUUGGAUGGGCGAUGAUAUCAAAUACCCGGCGGUGAUGAGCCAACGCUACCCCAAGACGGGUUCCCGCAAUCCGAAUGUCACGGUCAACGUGGUGAAUCUCUCGGUGAUCAAGUACAUCUUUCCCACGCAGAUCAAGCUGCCGAGUGAGCUCUCCAAUGGUAGCUACGUGGGCGGCUUGACAUGGGCCUCAUCCACUGACCUUUCGGUGACGGUGACCAAUCGCGAACAGACCAAGGCCACCACGGUGCUGUGCAGAGCUCCACACUUCCAUUGCCAGGCGGUGCACACGGAGGUAACCAUCAACGAUGGCUGGGUUCUGCCAUCGGAACGGCCCAUCUUCUCGGUCCGCAACCAGGGCCACAAUCGGCUGGGAAAGAUGGUCCAGAAUGCGGAGGAAAUCCAAGCGGAGAGUCAGAAUGUGAAUGUGACGGAUGGCCAAACGCACACGACGCAUGAGAUCAGCAAUGGUGGCUAUCUGCUGAAGCGUUUGCCAGUUCGAGAUGGCGAACACGGUCACUACCGCCACGUGGUCUUCAUAUCCUCGCUGGACCGACGACCCGUGCCGCUGACCAUGGGUCGGUUCGAGGUCACCGAGAUCGUCGGUUGGGAUGAGCCGCAUGAGAUCGUCUACUUCAUGGCUGCGCCGGAGAAGAGACCUGGCGAACGGCAUUUGUACAAGAUUAGCCUGAAGCUCAAUGUCACCGAAUCGAAUCGGACGUAUAUCACCUCCACAUCGCCCACUUGUCUUACCUGCGACAACACGGAGUCCACGUACCGGCUCCACCGGGCCAGAAUCUCGCAGCGGGGCGAUCGGUGGGAGGAUAUUGUGGCUCGCCUGGAGCCAGACGAUUGCCUCUACGAUAUACCCAAGAAUUGCCUGUUCAAUCGGGUGCAGUUCAGCCAGGACUACAGCUACUACGUACAGGAGUGCCUGGGUCCGGAGGCACCCAGUGUCUACCUGGUGGAAACGGCCAGCAAUGACAAGAUUUAUGUGCUAAAUGCCGGCGAUGUCCUGCGCCACCGACUCUCCCAACUCGCCAUUCCGCAAUCACGCACCUUCAGCGUCGAGAUCCGUCACGGAUUCCACGCCCAGGUGCGGCUCUUCCUGCCACCCGGAAUGCGAGAGGAGGAAGACGUGGCCUUUCCACUGGUGCUCCACGUCGAUGCCUCGCCGGGAUCACAGUUGGUAACAGAGCGCUUCCACGUGGACUGGAACUGGUAUUUGGCCAGCCAGAGGAGUUUUAUUGUGGCCCAGAUCGACGGGCGUGGCAGUGGCUUCCAGGGUGAAUUGCUCCGCACCCAGGUGCACGGUAAACUAGGCACCGUCGAGGUGGAGGAUCAACUAGGAGUCCUAACGUACCUGCGGGACAACCUGAAGUUCAUCGAUCCGCUGAGGAUUUGCGCUUUUGGCUGGGGCUACGGUGGCUACGCCUCCUCCAUGAUGCUCAUCGACGACUCGCAACAGGUGCUGCAGUGCGCGGUGGCAAUCAAUCCCAUUGUCAACUUUGGAUUCCACUAUUCCUUCUUCACGGAGCGUUACAUCCCGCUGAAGGGCGACUAUUUGCGUGCCCUCCAGGAGGCGGAUCUCACGAUGAAGGCGGGCAACAUCAAGGGCCGCAACCUGAUGCUAAUGCACGGCACGGCGGACACGCUGGUCCACCAGGAGCACACGCUGAUGCUGGUGCGGGCGCUCGUGGAGCAGCAGGUGAAAUUCCGACACCAGGUGUAUCCGGACGAGGAUCACGCCAUCGCCAGGUCGCUGAGCCACGUCUACAAGACGAUGGAGUGGUACUUCGAUGAGUGCUUCGGCCCCGUCGACGACAACGAGUGGGACCCCACGGGUCUGUUCGUGUUCAAGCAAUAAUUAAGACCCCCCUACGAUCCUUAUGACGAGGAUCCGCUGGCCAAUCAGCUCAGCGACAUCGACAUCGGGCCCGCCACCGAUGCGCAUCCGGAUGCGGAUGCCGCCGGCGAUUCCGCCGGCAGCAAUCUGUCCACCCUGCUGACCGCCACGACGACGAGCGCCUCGCUGUCGGCGCUCGACGAACUGGACAACCGGCUGCAGGCCCUGGACCUGAUCACCUCCUCCACGGCCACCACCCUCAGCAAGGUCGCCGGCAAGCUGUGCAACUACAGCAGCAAGCGCCGACUCCACCAGUCGGAGGCCGUGCUCGCCCAGAAGUCGCGCAUCCUCCAGCACUAGGGGAUUCACCCAAGGGGUGUCCUCCUUCGUGUGUCAAGCGUGUGUUUCCCGGGCGGGCAGAUCUCUCCUCAUUUCACUUUCGACACCAGUUUGCGGAAGGUCUUUACAUCUUGAUGAUGUUUACAAGUCAAAUACAUAAUGUUGAUCAUUUUAAAUUAAUUCAAUUUUAAUUUUAACACAAAACAUUUGAAAGCUGUGACAGUAAAAAUAGGCUUUACACAAUGUCUUUAUUAAUUUUCUGUAAAACCAACCGUUGUCUUUUUCAACUUUACAUUCACAAUCCGUUACUUAACAUUAACAUUUUUAAGCAUUUGUUUUUACAUUUCCUACUUGAAGUUGGCUGCGAUAAGCACAGUUAAUCAUUGUUUAGCGCUUACAAACACUUAUACGUUAUAUGUACAUUCGCAUGCUUACUUAUGUUACAUAUUUACAUACUUACUUACAUUUAUAUGCUUUUCCUACUACGAAGCAAACUUUAAGUGCAUCAGGUGUAUUUUAAUUAUUUAUUAUUAUUUUGUAAGCCUGCAAUUUCUCUAUCACUUGUUUAACGAAUUCUACAAAAUCGAUAUAAAUAUAUAUAGUAUUAAAUAUAUAUAUUUAGAUUUAUUAAUUGUUAACUUAUACCGAAGUCUAAAGUCUUUAAUUCAAGCCCGCUGAUUGCUGACGAAAGUGAAAAUGAGGAUAACGUAUCCAAUUGCAGGUCUUCUCAAAGUUAAACCUAAUUAAUUUAAUUUUGAUAAAUUUUCACGUGUAAACUUAGGUUCCGCAAAUUUGUAACGAAUGUGAAAACGAGGAAAGGUCAUUUAGUGUGAAAGUGUGGAUUCUCCAAAGGCAUUAAUGGGUACAAUUUAUUGGCAAAGUAGGCUAGAUUUUGAUUUGGGAGAAAAUGUUUUGGCACUUUUGAAAUUUAUUGUAAUCCAAAUGGCAUUGAUUUCAUUUUAAAAUGUUUAUUAUUAGGGAAAUGAUUUGUCAUUUUUAUAAUACGAGCUAGGAUCAAAAUAUUUUGUAUAGAUAUAAAUUAUUAACAUUAUUAUUAUGCUUAUAAUAUUAUUUAGUUUAGGUGGAACAUUUAAUGAAAUAGUUUUUUUUUUAAAAGCUCGAACUUGUAGAUCGUGUUUUUUCCCUAGAAUAAACUCGAAAAACUUAAUUCAGACACGAGCCAUUAAAUGUGGAGAACUAGUCACCAAAGUCGGGCAACUCGACUAUAUAUGUUUCUGUAUAUUUCGGUUUAUAUGAUUUCGCCGGCGAGAAUCGAGUGUGAAUGCGAAUCGAGAAAACAGAGUAAUUAGAAACAAAACCAAAGCAAGGUGAUUCAUUUAUGCGACUGAUUAUUAACAUAUGUGUAUUAAAUAAUUAACCAAACUGACGGAGCGAGAGGGGUGACGAUGGUGUAACAUGCCGGCGAGAUGUCGAUGUCCUUGACGUAAGGAUACAAAUGUAGGGGAUUUACAUUUACCUAAUUGCUAAUGGCGCAUGGCGAAUGCAGCGCGAUAUGUGUGUGUCAUGGUGCAUGUAAUUCGUUUAGACCUCAUUGUUGUUUCUUUACGUGUUCGUUUCGAUGUGUAUAAACAUAUAGUUAUAAUUGACUGAACGUUAUUUUUUUUGUAUAUAUUAACGAUUAAAUUUUAAAUGAGAUGUGAAAGCGAAAUUGAGCGCGCUAAUCGAAUUCGAAACUUAUUGAAACAAUUGCACAAAUCAGUCCAAAUGAAAGAUGGUGGAAAUAUCUUUUAAAUAGCCAACAAGUGUUUGUGAGUAGUCAUGAAAAAUUUGGAGAGGAGAAUUGAAAGCUUAAUGCCCCAUUGAAUGUUUGUGAUAGUCGAGAGUAGGCGACUAUAAAAUACCCUGUACUCCAUUGAUACUCAUCCCGAUCCCGAUCGUGAUCGCGAAUGCGAUUCUUCUCUCCCGACUUUCGGUGUGCAAAAGCUUUAAUCUUCAUAUUCAUUCGACGUUCAAUGCUGUGGAUACAGGGUAUUUCCAGCUGUCUAGCAUCCAAAACAGAUCUAAUUUUUAAUCUAAAUAUAUAUAUGGAGAGUGGAUGGAGCGUAGAUUGUGCCACACUAAAGACAAGUCCCAGGCUUGCAAAGCCCCCUAUGUAUAUCGAUCGCAUUGGAUCAGGACACAUAUGUUUUAUACAUAUGUAUAUAUGUACAUAUGUGGGGGGAAUUGGUGUGCUUUAGCGAGAACUAAACCAAGAAAAAAAAACAAGUGGCGAAACAAUUUUUUUUAGAUUUUUUUACCAUUAACAUUAAACGGAAGGAGGAAGUUGCGAAUUCCAUAUUUGAAAUGGAAUUUACUUGUCAAAAGCCUAGGUGUUAAAUGUUGCGUCAAUAAGCGAAAUCGAAAUUGAAAUUGAAAUUUUAUUGUAGUGGGACCGACGAGAGGCCCCCGACUUCCGGAAUCCAACUAAAACUAAGAAAUCCAAAUAAAACAAUAUAGUCAAGCUUUAAAUGUUGUACACGAUGGGGGGUCGCAGCCACUUGAAACCCAAGUUAACUAAACCAAAUGAAGAGAAUGCCCAAAAACAGACCCGAGAAUAAAUAUGAAUGUUAAACUUAACUAAACGAUAAAUGCAUAUUUAUAAAUGUUUAAAACAACAAUUCUAUAAUAAACUAAAGGAAAACUAUAUAUGUAAUUGUGCUAAGGCAGAAUUUAAUGUAUUCCAAGCUACCAAAGCGACAAAAAGCCAUUAACUACGUGGAACCAAAUAAUGUAAACGCAAAGCUAACAACAAAUACAAACUGCAACAUACAACUCAUUUCCCUAAAGUACAAAGGAAACGAUGGAAAACCCACAUAUUCCGGCAUGCUCCGGUAAUCAAAUUCGUACAAAUUUAACUAUUUUGAAAAAUCUGUGCUCCGGUUUUCGAAAUCGUAAGAAAGUUUUCGAUUUGUAAAACGGACACUUUUGUCUAUCCGAAAUGAAAAGUAAAUGCCUUUUUUUUUUAGCAAAUCAGAUCUUAUUUUCAAAAGGGCAAAUAAUAGUUUACUCAGUGGUCUAUUGAUGUUUAUUUCACAUCACCACAAGAUCAUUUUGCCACUUAGUUAUUUUAUAAAAAUUUUAUUUCUGACCACACCUCAACAUUGGUCAAACAGAAUUUUGCCUUCGGCAACAAAAAGUUUCGAUUUGGCAAGGAGUUAUAGGUACAUCGACAAGUGUUUUUGGGAAGAAUUCCAUAUUGUUGGUGAAACGAAACAGGCAGAUACAAUAUCAAAGAAUUCAAUAACUUAUCUAGAGGAUGGCCAAAAGUGUUGUUUGUAAAUAAUGCUAUUUACAAAACCGGAGCACCUAAUAACGAAAUCGAAAGAUUUUUCCCAAAUCGAAAUCGAAACAAAAUUACGACUACCGGAGCAUGCCUGAUUAUUUAGUUGAGCACAGAAACCACACCAUCUAACACAAAAAAGACCAAAACUGGACAGUAUUGAACGAAGUGAUUUGGUUUCAAAACAACAUCUCAGCAUAAAGUAUUCAAAGCCGAAAUCGAACCGAAUCCAAAUAGAUAUAGCGAAAAAACGAACAAAACUAUGUAUUUCCAACAAACAGACACAAGUAUACCAACAAAGCGAUCCAAAGCAACUAAAAAACCAAAAAAGCGAAACAAUAAAGACAUUUUUGUGUGUAUGUAAGAUU